AUGUCAGAAGCUGCAAUCGCUGAGAAAGAUCUCGGAAACGCUGCCUACAAACAGAAAGACUUCGAAACUGCUCAUGUGCACUAUGACAAAGCUAUCGAGCUCGAUGCAUCGAAUAUCACUUUCUACAACAAUAAAGCAGCCGUUUACUUCGAGGAGAAGAAAUACGAUGAGUGCAUCACAUUCUGCGAGAAAGCCAUCGAAGUCGGACGUGAAACUCGUGCAGAUUACAAAUUAAUUGCCAAAGCCAUGUCUCGCGCCGGAAACGCGUUCCAAAAGAAAGAGGACCUCCACACUGCUCUUAAAUGGUUCCAACGAUCGCUCUCCGAGUAUCGUGACCCUGAGCUCGUGAAGAAGACCAAGGAGCUUGAGAAGAAUCUCAAGGAAGCCGAACGUCUCGCCUAUAUCAAUCCGGAAAUCGCUCAAGAGGAGAAGAACAAGGGAAACGACUAUUUCAAGAAAGGAGAUUACCCAACAGCAAUGAAACACUACAACGAGGCUGUGAAGCGUGAUCCAGAAAAUGCGAUUCUCUACUCGAACCGCGCCGCCUGUCUCACCAAAUUGAUGGAGUUCCAGCGCGCUUUGAAAGAUUGUGAUACUUGUAUUAGAAGAGACCCGAAAUUCGUCAAGGGAUACAUCCGCAAAGCCACUUGCCUUGUCGCAAUGAAAGAAUGGUCGAAGGCUCAACGUGCCUACGAAGACGCUCUUCAAGUGGAUCCACACAACGAGGAGGCCCGCGAAGGAGUCCGUACGUGCCUACGAAGCAACGACGAGGAUCCGGAGAAGGCGAAGGAGCACUCUCUCGCCGAUCCAGAGGUUCAGGAGAUUCUUCGCGAUCCAGGAAUGCGUAUGAUUUUGGAGCAGAUGAGCAACGACCCGGGAGCCGUUCGAGAGCACUUGAAGAAUCCGGAAAUCUUCUCGAAACUGAUGAAACUUCGUGACGCCGGUGUUAUUCAGAUGCGCUAA
Messenger RNA from Caenorhabditis remanei, 963 nucleotides. RefSeq lists its product as uncharacterized. Bases 1 to 963 code for a protein of 320 amino acids. The transcript has 6 exons. Gene Ontology annotation, molecular function: Hsp90 protein binding. The record is from RefSeq and is a predicted model, not a curated record. Lineage: Eukaryota; Metazoa; Nematoda; Chromadorea; Rhabditida; Rhabditidae.